AUGGCUGUUCUGUUUCCUGAUCUGACCCAGGAACGCUGCUUAUUGCCUUUCACGACCCGCUGGCUAAGAGCAGUGGCACCCGCCAUCUGGCACCUCAGCCGCCCGAGCUUUCGUGAUAGAUUUCGCUUCUCCCCAGCCGUCCAACUUGUCCAGAGGAACUUCUCUUCCUCCUCUUCAACAGUGCCACCAAGUAAAGAAACCGAAAAUCAAAAUGCGUUUGACUAUGAAUACGACUGGAUUGACGGUGCUGAGUCCCUUGAAAGAUACCGGCCUGGAGGCUAUCACCCAAUUGUGAUUGACGAUGUGCUACAUGACCGCUACCAGGUCGUCGACAAGCUGGGCUUUGGAGGCUACUCGACCACCUGGCUGGCAUGGGAUCUUCGGCUCCAAAAGUACGCUGCGGUCAAGGUUAGAAGUGCAGGCUCUCCCUCGAAUGAAGCCAGAGUCCUCCGUGUCCUCUCUUCUUCCCUGGGGUCAACUUCGCCCUCUUCAUCCAUCCAUUCAUCUUCUGAGAUAAGAGGGCUCGAUUCGGUUCCUACUCCCUUGGAUAAAUUCAAGCUGCAAGGCCCCAAUGGGUCACACCCAUGUUAUACCAUGGUUCUUGCACAGUGCAAUCUCAAGGAUGCAUCCUACAGUCGCCUAUUCCCUCUUGAUGUUGCAAGGGCCCUAUCAGCCGGUCUCACGCUGGCGGUUGCAUACGUGCAUUCACAAGGCUAUAUUCAUGGUGAUAUCCAUCUUCGCAAUGUCCUAGCCAAAGCAGCCCCGAAUAUCAAUGAGCUUUCGAUCAAGCAGUUCUACCAGAAAUACGGAGAACCUGAGACAGUACCGAUCACCGAACGUCACGGCAAACCCCUUCCUCCCAACGCCCCUAAACAGGCGGUUAUACCUCUCUAUCUUGGCAAAUACGCUGAAGACUUCUCCGUCGCUGACACCCAUGUGCUGCUUAGUGACUUUGGGGCGGCCACUCCAGCAUCAAAUCCCAAACCCGGGAAAGACUGCCACAGUCCCCUCCCCACAAGGCCACCGGAAGCCAGAUUUGAACCCCAAAAGCCACUGUCGCCUGCAGCAGAUAUCUAG
Molecule: messenger RNA, 1077 nt
Organism: Uncinocarpus reesii 1704
Lineage: Eukaryota; Fungi; Ascomycota; Eurotiomycetes; Onygenales; Onygenaceae
Exons: 2
Coding region: 1-1077 (358 amino acids)
Biological process (GO): protein phosphorylation; regulation of mRNA processing; spliceosomal complex assembly
Molecular function (GO): ATP binding; protein kinase activity
Source: RefSeq, a predicted model, not a curated record